This is a messenger RNA of Torulaspora globosa, 687 nucleotides long. RefSeq names its product pyridoxamine-phosphate oxidase PDX3 (gene PDX3). Gene Ontology annotation, molecular function: pyridoxamine phosphate oxidase activity; FMN binding. The record is from RefSeq and is a predicted model, not a curated record. Lineage: Eukaryota; Fungi; Ascomycota; Saccharomycetes; Saccharomycetales; Saccharomycetaceae. Bases 1 to 687 code for a protein of 228 amino acids. Gene Ontology annotation, biological process: pyridoxine biosynthetic process. The transcript has a single exon.
AUGGCUGAAGAUUCUGAGAGAACUCAAACACCGAUCAUUUUUGCUCCAGACACUUACCAAUAUGACAAGUUCUCCCUGGAAGAGUCACAAUUAGCAGAGGAUCCGAUCGACCAAUUUGCCAAAUGGUUUGCCGAGGCUAGAGCUGAUAAAUCGGAGACACUUCCUGAAGCGAUUAAUUUUGCUUCUGCUGAGUUGCCCAGCGGAAGAGUUUCGUCAAGGGUUUUACUGUUUAAAGAGCUAGACCAUCGUGGAUUUACGAUUUACUCCAAUUGGGGAACUUCUAAAAAAGCUCACGAUAUUAAGACGAAUCCCCAUGCUGCAAUCACCUUCUUUUGGAAGGAUCUACAAAGACAGGUGAGAAUCGAAGGUUUCACUGAACACGUUAACCGCGAGACCUCUGAGCGUUAUUUCAAAACCAGACCUCGUGGCUCCAAGGUCGGUGCUUGGUCAUCACCUCAAUCGCAUGUAAUUAAAGACAGACAGGAACUCAAUGCCUUAGCCAAGAAGAACGAAGAAAGAUUUGAAGGUGUUGCGGAUAUACCCUGUCCCGAUUACUGGGGAGGUCUAAGAGUUGUCCCAUUGGAGAUUGAAUUUUGGCAGGGCAGACCUAAUCGUUUACAUGAUCGUUUUUCGUAUACAAGAAAGAGCGAACAUGAUCCUUGGAUCAGAGUUCGUCUGGCACCUUGA